Molecule: messenger RNA, 3561 nt
Organism: Leptidea sinapis
Lineage: Eukaryota; Metazoa; Arthropoda; Insecta; Lepidoptera; Pieridae
Gene: Glg1
Product: Golgi apparatus protein 1
Exons: 7
Coding region: 224-3511 (1095 amino acids)
Cellular component (GO): Golgi membrane
Molecular function (GO): fibroblast growth factor binding
Source: RefSeq, a predicted model, not a curated record
CAAAAAAAACAAACAAAGUAACAACAAUCACAAAUAGAAAUAUUAUGUAUAAGUAUUACUUACUAAGUACACCGCUUAAAAUGUUUUUUUACUUUAUUGCGAAGUUUCACUGAUUUAACCAACGAUUACUUCUAAUCGUUCCUCAAAAGAAAGAGUUAUACAGUGUUGUUAUGCUGUUUUAUAUAGUAGCGUAAAUAACUUACUAGCUAGUGAUUAAAUAAUAAUGAUUUUCAACACUAAUAUUAUAUUAGGAACAGUAGUCUUAUGCACAAUACAGUAUGCAAUAAGUUCGCCUUCUUCAGUUCUGAACAAAUCGCCAAGAGAUCGAUAUGUUGCCGACUUAAGAGAAUGUGGUAAUUUUGAAAAGCAGUGCUUCCACUUAGAAGAUGAUAUGGCACUACUUUCAUGUGCUUUAAAUAUAACACAUAAUAACAAAUCCCAGAUAACAUUUAUUUGUCAACAUAAAAUAUGGUUACAUCAGUCAGAAUUAUUAGAUAAUAUUUUUCUUGAAUACAAAUUGACAAAUGUUUGUGGAAAAGAACAAACAAUAUUAGACUGUCUUAAUCCAACAGUAAAUGUGUUUGACUGUGUUUUAAAAACUAAAUCAAGUGUUAAAGAUAAAAUUUGUUGGAAGACAAUUAACAAAAUUGAAUUAUUAGUUUUCAAUGAUUGGCAAAUAACAAGGAAUUUUAUGAAAAAUUGUUUCAAUGAUAUUCAAGCUCUGUCCUGUGGAAGAAUUCCCCCUGAUCCUAAAAGUCUUUCACAAGUUCAUACAUUGAAAUGCCUGCAGAAUCAUCAGCAAAACCUACAUUCAGAAUGUCAAAAAGAAAUUAAUGUUCUUCAAGAAAUGAAAUAUUCUACAUUUCAAUUAGACAAAAUAGUGUUUGCUGCCUGUAACAUAGAUCAGAAAAAUUUUUGUCCAGAUGAAUUACCGGGAUCUUUGUUAAUGUACAAAUGUCUCAUAAGACAUAAAUAUGAAAAUGGUAUGACAAAGAGAUGCCAAGACCAGUUAUUUUAUGCACAAAGAAAUAUAAUUAUGAAUUAUAAGCUAAGCAGAGGCCUUGUUAAAUCUUGCAAAGAUGAUAUCAAGAAAUAUCACUGCCGUAAAGGUGUAGUGGAUGAUAAAGAUGUAAGACUUGCACAAAUAUUAUUAUGUUUAGAAACAGUAGCUAGAAAUGACAGUACAAAAUUAGCCCCAGAAUGUAUUGCAGAGAUGUCAGACCAUAGGAAAAUGUUGAUGGAUGAUUAUAGACUAUCACCAGAGUUGAUGCAGAAUUGUGCUAAUGACAUAACGAUGCUCUGUAGAGGUGUCGAAAUUGGGGGAAAAACUAUCCACUGUUUGAUGGAACAUUCUAGGCCUAGAAAACGCAAAGAAAAAAGAAUCAGUAUACCAUGCCAAAAAUCACUAGAGCAUCUUAUACAAGAGGCAGAUCCGGGAGAAGAUUGGAGAGUAGAUCCUGUAUUAAGGAAAGCAUGUAAACCAGUUGUUGAUAGAGCAUGUAGGGAAGUCAAUGGAGGUAAUGGAAGGGUAAUGUCAUGUUUGAUGGAAAAGAUUGGUAGCAUGCUUAUGACCAGUGAAUGUGAAACAGCACUCAUGCAAAUUCAGUAUUUUGUAUCCAGAGACUUCAAACUAGAUCCACAACUGUACAAAGCCUGUAGAUAUGAUGCAGUAACUCACUGUAAGGCAAAACUGCAAUGGGCAGAUGCUAGCGAGCACCAGUCAUUAAAGGAUCCAAUGAUUUUGCCCUGUUUGUUUAAUUAUGCUUACAAUACUGAUCUGAGAGGCACUUUGCAGCCUGGAUGUGAGCAGCAGGUAAAGAGAGUUAUGCGACAAAGAGCAGUCAGUGUCGACUUACUUCCUGAAAUUGCGGAUGCUUGUAUAGAUGAUAUGGCAAAUUUAUGCUUUGAAAACACAGGCAAAGGUGAAGAAAUCUUGUGUCUGCAAAACAAGAUUAAUGAUUUAUCUAGUAAGUGUAAAGAAAUAGUUACAAAUUUUACAGAGGCUCAAAGUGGUCAUAUUGAGCUAAAUGCUGUAAUUAGCACAAAUUGUAGAGGUCCAAUAGAGAAAAUAUGUUCUUUUGAACUAAAAAGCAAGACAGAUGAAGAUGGUGUUCUAGAAUGUCUGAUUACACAUAAAAAUGAUCCUGAAAUGAAGGCCAAUAUUAAAUGCCGGGCAGCUAUUGAACAUGAACAGCUCAUAUCAUUAAAGAAUUAUAGAUUUACCAGAAAAUUUAAAAAUGCUUGUAAAUCUUAUGUAGUUAGGUUUUGUCCCAAAGCUCAAACUAAAAGUCAGGUUGUGACUUGUUUAAGUGAAAUUGUAAGAAAUGAUACAUUGAAUAGAAGAAAGCACACAAUUUACAAAGAAUGUCGCCAACAAUUAAGAAGUCAAUUAUUUCAACAAAAAGAAAAUGUUGAUUUAGAUCCAGAACUUAAGGAGGCAUGUAAGAGAGAUUUAUUUGAAUUAUGUCCAAAUAUACCUCAUGGAGAGUCUGCUGCUUUGGAAUGUUUGCAAACAGCAAAAAUUAAACUUAGGGAGAAUUGUAGAAAAGCUUUAUUUGUUGUGAGGAAACAAGAAUUUACUGACAAUGGAGUUGAUUAUCAUUUGAUGACAAGUUGCAGUGAUAUGAUAGAUUUGUAUUGUCACAAUACUGAGCCUACAAUACUGUUAGAUUGUUUGAAGGUACACCAUAAUCAACCAGAUUUUGAUAAGAAUUGUAAUAUUGUUGUCACAAACAGGAUGAUUGAACAGAAUAUGGAUUAUAGGUUUAACAAUAAUUUACAAAGUGCCUGUAAAGGAGAUAUACAUAAAUUUUGCUCUAACAUUAUUUUACAUGAGCCAAAGGAUGUGGAACUUCAGGGUAAAGUAUUAUAUUGUUUAAAAGAAAAAUUCAGAGAAUCUAAAUUGGAGGGUACCUGUGAAAAUGAGCUAGCUAAUGUUUUAAAAGAACAAGCAUUGAAUUAUCGACUUGAUCCUUUACUUGGAAAACUAUGUAAAGCUGAAAUUCAAACAAUAUGUGCCAAACCAAAUGAUUCCAUUACAAAUUCUGAUGGACAGGUUGAAGAAUGCUUAAAAAAUGCUCUUCUUAAUCACAAAAUAGUAUCUGCGGAAUGUGCACAAGAGGUUGUGCAAAUAAUUGAAGAAACCGAAGUAGAUAUUGAAGCAGACCCCUUGCUUGAAAGAGCUUGUGCUUUAGACUUGCUCAAAUAUUGUAAAGACCUUGAGCAUGGUGCUGGAAGACGAUUGAAAUGUCUGAAAAUUAUACUUAACGACAGUAACAGGAAAUUGGAGGUAGAGUGUGAAAAAGAACUAUCUAGCAGAUUAGAAAUGUACAGAUAUGUAGCUGCUGUAAAUGUUGUAGAGAAUUUUGGAGAUGUGUACAAUGAAAUAAGUUUAUCCCCAUCUAAGAAGUACUUCUUAGUAGUUUUCUUCUCGGUCAUAGGACUAAUAUUUAUAUUUGGAUUGUACUGUGGUAGAAUAACAAAACGAGCAAUGUAUAUAAAGAGAAAAUAAGAUUAUAAAUAUAGAAAAUAUGUAUAUUCAUUAAACUUAAAUAAUAACAA